Messenger RNA from Spirodela intermedia, 99 nucleotides. The record is from the annotation of a GenBank genome assembly. Lineage: Eukaryota; Viridiplantae; Streptophyta; Magnoliopsida; Alismatales; Araceae.
AUGUAUCUACGCUUCCCCAUAAAUUGGGCGAAAAUCGAAUGCAAUCUUUGUUCGUCGUCAGAUGAGACGAUGGUUGAAGGAAAAGGUAGCCAAAAAUAA